CCCCCUCUCUCUCUCUCUCUCUCCUCCCCUCUCUCUCUCUCUCUCCUCCCCCCUCUCUCUCAUUAGUGUGCUACAUUUCGCUGUCGAUCUCUGGGCAAACAAGCGGCGCAGGACGAGCUUCGCUCAUCAGAAGAGAUUUAUAUAUCAUUCCGGGACAUUUUUUUCGUCUCCUUGUUGAUUUUUUUAGAGGACAAUUUGACUGUGAUAUCGGCGUAGAUCAGCUUGGAAGAUGGUUCGAGUCUCCGCAAUAUCGGUCCUUAUUUUGUGCAUCGUAGUUCCAGGGUUGGCCGGUUAUAUUGAGGCGCUAGCAGCCAAUGCGGGAACAGGUUUUGCCGUGGCGGAGCCUCAGGUGGCCAUGUUCUGUGGGAAGCUCAACAUGCACGUAAACAUCCAGACAGGACGCUGGGAACCGGACCCGUCCGGGCUGAAGAGCUGUGUAGGAACCAAAGAGGGCGUGCUGCGCUACUGUCAGGAGAUGUACCCUGAGCUCCAGAUCACCAACGUGGUGGAGGCCAACCAGCCAAUCAGGAUUGAGAACUGGUGCAAGAAGGAGAAGAAGCUGUGUAAAGACCACGCCCACAUCGUGGUACCUUAUAAAUGUUUAGUGGGGGAGUUUGUGAGUGAUGUGCUGCUGGUUCCUGAGAAGUGCAGGUUCUUCCACAAGGAGAGGAUGGACAUGUGUGUCAACCACCAACAGUGGCACGGGGUGGCCAAGGAGGCCUGUUCCAAGGGGACCAUGGUCCUUCACAGCUAUGGCAUGUUAUUGCCCUGUGGUAUUGAUAAGUUCCAUGGCACGGAGUAUGUAUGCUGCCCCUCCCCUGGGGAACCCUCCCUGCCUGCCAUGCCCUCCCAGGAGGAGGAAGAGGAGGAUGAAGAGGAGGAUGAAGAGCUGGAGGAGACGGCACUGGACCAGGAUGAUCCUGUAGAGAAGGAGAGCGAGGCCCCAGCUGAUGAGCAGCCCACCACUCAGAAAGAGGAGGAGCCAUUGGAGGAGGAAGAUGAAGAUGAGGAAGAGUACCACUAUGUGUAUGAAGACGAGGAGGCCGACAGAGAGGAAGAGGAGGAGGAGGAGAAGAAAGAGCGGGAUAGUGUUCCAGAGAGCCAGGAUGAAGACAAGACCCUGACAGAGGUCAAAGCGGUGUGUACCCUGGAGGCAGAGACCGGCCCCUGCCGUGCCUCCAUGGCCCGCUGGCACUUCGAUAUGACGACCAGGAAGUGCGUCCGCUUCGUGUACGGUGGCUGCGCAGGAAACCGCAACAACUUUGACUCUGAGGAAUACUGCAUGGCCGUGUGCAAACGCCUUACAGUGCCCCCCACUCCGCAGCCCACUGACGAUGUCGACGUGUACUUCGAGACGCCCGCUGAUGACAAGGAACAUACUCGCUUCCAGAAGGCCAAGGAGCAGCUGGAGAUCAGGCACCGCAACCGCAUGGAGAGGGUGAGAAAGGAGUGGGAGGAGGCAGAGCGUCAGGCUAAGGAGCUUCCUAAGGCUGAGAGACAGACUCUGAUCCAGCACUUCCAGGCCACGGUAGAGUCCCUGGAAGAGGAGGCAGCCAGUGAAAAGCAGCAGCUGGUUGAGACCCACCUGGCUCGGGUAGAGGCCAUGCUCAACGACCGGCGCCGCCUGGCACUGGAGAACUACCUAGCCGCCCUGCAGGCUGACCCACCGAGGCCCCACCGUAUCCUGCAGGCUCUGAGGCGGUAUGUGCGUGCGGAGAACAAGGACCGUCAGCACACCAUCCGCCACUACCAACACGUACUGGCUGUGGACCCUGAGAAGGCUGCCCAGAUGAAGUCCCAGGUACACACCCUGACCCCUAACCCGGAACAGGUGAUGACCCACCUACGUGUGAUCGAGGAGAGGAUGAACCAGAGUCUGUCUCUGCUCUACAAGGUUCCCUACGUCGCCGAGGAGAUCCAGGAUGAGAUUGAUGAGUUGCUUCAGGAGCAGAGGGCAGACAUGGACCAGUUCCUGUCGUCUAUCUCCGAGUCUCAGCCGGAUGUUACCGUGUCAUCAGAGGAGAGUGUGGAGCUUCCUGUCUCCGAGGGGAAACCCUACCGGCCCUUCCAGGUCACCUCCCUGGGGUCGCGACCUGAACCAGAGGGUGAUCUAUCAGACUCCCCACGUGCCUUCAAGAAAGGUUCAGGGAUGUACGGCCAGGACGGGCUGAUCGGAGCUGAGGAAAGGAUCGUCAACAGCAAGCCCAAGAUCAACAACAACAUGCAGGUGGUUGAUGAGACUCUGGAUGUAAAGGAAGUGAUAUACAAUGCUGAGAGAGUCAGCGUUAUGCAUGGUGAUGAGCUGGAAUCCUACCGCCCUCUGGGCGAGGACUUCAGCUUCGGGAGCUCUGCUCUGAUUGGUCUGCUAGUGAUAGCGGUGGCCAUAGCGAUGGUGAUAGUGAUCAGCCUGGUUAUUCUGAGGAAGAGGCAGUACGGAACCAUCAGCCACGGCAUUGUGGAGGUUGACCCCAUGCUGACCCCAGAGGAGCGCCACCUCAGCAAGAUGCAGAACCACGGUUACGAGAACCCCACCUACAAAUACCUGGAACAGAUGCAGAUCUAGGAUUGGCUGUGGCACCAAGCAGAGAGGAGGGGCCAACAUACUACUGACCAAUAACAACAAAAAUACUCUCCUCCAAAAAAAAUAAUCAUUUGCAUAAUUACAUCAGAUUACAAUACAUUAUAUUGGAUUUGUUUCAAACCGAUGCUAAAACUACUGCUACUAUUGUACUAUACAGCUCCCUUUCAAUCUUGGGGUUUCUUUUAAAAGGGAGAUGUACGUAUCUCUACGUUUUUAUAUAUAAUAUGUGAUUUAAUAAUUAAUUAUUACGAUUACUCUCUGAAGAUCAAGCUGUAUUACAUUUCUUAUGAUGAUUUUUAUUUUGUUGUUUUAAAAAAAAUAAUAACAUGCAACAAGGUAAAAAAAAAAAACAAGCAACUCAUUGAAGACUUUAUAAAUGUAUCUUAUCGAACAUAACAAGGAGGACACUAACGUUUUGUUUCCCAUCGUACCAGUGUCCCCAAAUACCUUCUGACGGUCUUCUCGUAAUAAAAUGGUUGUUGGGGGUUCUUUUCGAUAGAUUGCUUGUAUAGGAAGGUUCUUUGUACCUAAUUAAAUGAUGUAUAGUGAAACUACAAAUGAGGAAAAAGAAUGAAAACAAAAUCAUGAAUUCAGUUACUUUCUAUUCUUUGUUAUGAUUGCAAACAAAAUAUACAUAAACAGUUAAAAUAUA
Salmo salar (Atlantic salmon) is the source of this 3233-nucleotide messenger RNA. The record is from RefSeq and is a predicted model, not a curated record. NCBI's taxonomy places the organism in Eukaryota, Metazoa, Chordata, Actinopteri, Salmoniformes, Salmonidae.